AUGAGCUGGUGGUGGCUCGGAGCGGUUGGCGCUACAAGGAGAAAACUAGGAGAACAUGUCGAGGCACCAAAAACUCACAAAAGCGUCGGCAUAAUUGUUGGCGUCACCGGCAUCGUCGGCAGCAGUGUAGCUGAAAUCCUCCCUGACACCGACACCCCCGCUGGUCCAUGGAAGCUCUACGGCAUCGCAAGCGGACCGCGGCCAUCUUGGGCCGCCGACCACCCAGUAGAAUACAUCCAGUGCGACAUUUCCAACUCUGACGAAACUGCCGCCAAGCUCUCACGCCUCACCGACGUGACCCACAUCUUCUACGUCACAUGGACCAACAGAGAAACUGAGGUCGAAAAUUGCAGAGUCAAUGGAGCCAUGCUUCGCAACGUACUCGAAACUCUGAUCCCAAACGCACCGAAUCUCAGUCAUGUUUGCCUCCAAACCGGAUCCAAACACUACACCGGACCAUUUGAACUUUCCGGCAAGAUCCAACCGCCUGAUCCACCUUUCACCGAAGACAUGCCAAGAUUAAACGUCCAAAAUUUCUAUUACGUCCAAGAAGAUAUACUGUUUGAACAGAUGUCUAAGAAAGAAGGCAUAACAUGGUCUGUCCACAGACCCGAUGCGAUCUUCGGCUUCUCUCCUGUCAGCAAGAUGAACAUCAUUUGUACCCUUUGCGUUUACGCUACAAUUUGUAAGCAUGAGCAUAAACCCUUGAAAUUUCCUGGGACUAAAACGGCUUGGAACUGUUAUUACAACUCUUCGGACGCGAAUUUGAUUGCAGAGCAUCAUAUAUGGGCAGCUGUGGAUCCAUAUGCGAAGAAUGAACCAUUUAACAUCGUUAAUGGCGAUGUGUUCAAGUGGAAGCACUUGUGGAGGGUGCUGGCUGAGCAGUUUGGUGUGGAGCCUGUGGAGUUUGAGGAGACAGAAAGGCCAGUGAGGUUGACGGAGAUGAUGAAGGACAAGGGCCCGGUGUGGGAUGAGAUUGUGAGAGAGAAUGGGUUGGUGCCGACGAAGUUGGAGGAGAUUGGGGCGUGGUGGUUUGCGGAUUUGAUUUUGAGUACGGAGGGUAUGUUGUCGAGCAUGAAUAAGAGCAAAGAGCAUGGGUUUUUGGGGUUUAGGAACACCAAGAAAUCGUUUGUCUAUUGGACAGACAAAAUAAGAGGUUACAAAAUAGUUCCUUGA
This is a messenger RNA of Ilex paraguariensis (yerba mate), 1176 nucleotides long. The record is from the annotation of a GenBank genome assembly. NCBI's taxonomy places the organism in Eukaryota, Viridiplantae, Streptophyta, Magnoliopsida, Aquifoliales, Aquifoliaceae.